GGACCAGGUCCGGCCGGCACCUCGAGGAUCCCGCAGGGAGAGGACUCGGCUCCCGCUGCUGCUAUCCUCCAUCAUCUGAAGGUCUCCCGCCUCUCUUCCAGGGUGUGUCUCAGGGAUUGUGCUUAACAUGCACGCUCCCAAGAGUGUGUAGCCUGCAUCGCCAAGAGAAGUCUUAAGAGUGUGUGUUAGUGUGUGUGUAGUUGAAGUGCAGACAUGGGCUCGGUGGGAGCAGAGCGCCGCAGGCCUACACCGGCCCAGACGCCCGAGGAGAGGGAUGUAUGGAGGGAUGGAGGGAGAGCUGGAUGGAGGGAUGCAGGGAGGGAGGGGUGGAGGGAGGGGAGAGAGAGCGGCGUGGUGCAGAGCUACAGCUUCGACUCGUACCAACUGGAAGAGGAGGAGAUCAGUAAAGACGCCCCGGAGCGAGGAGUGCUGGCUUUGUCCGAGCCUGACUUUGAGGAGCCGAUCCCUGAUGACCGUUACCAUGGCAUCUACUUUGCCAUGCUAUUGGCUGGCGUGGGUUUCCUGCUUCCCUACAACAGCUUCAUCACUGAUGUGGACUACCUGCACCACAAGUUUGAAGGGACAUCCAUAGUGUUUGACAUGAGUCUGACGUACAUCCUGGUGGCUCUGCUGGCUGUCAUCCUCAACAACGUGCUGGUGGAGAGACUCAGCAUGCACACCAGAAUCACUGUGGGUUACAUCUUAGCUCUCGGGCCGCUGGUCUUUGUCAGCGUGUUUGACGUGUGGCUGGCAAAGUUCACCACCAGGCAGGCUUAUAUCAUCAACCUGGUGUCAGUGGGAGUGGUGGCCUUCGGAUGCACAGUGCAGCAGUCCAGUUUCUAUGGUUACAUGGGGAUGCUGCCCAAGAGGUACACACAGGGGGUGAUGACUGGAGAGAGUACGGCAGGUGUGAUCAUCUCGCUGUCGCGCAUCUUCACAAAGCUGCUGAUCCCCGACGAGAGGAGGAACACGCUCAUCUUCUUCCUCGUCUCCAUCAGCAUGGAGAUGCUCUGUUUCCUGCUUCACCUGCUGGUUCGACGCUCCCAGUUCGUCCGCUACUACACCAACCUCGCCCAGGGCAAAGGUCCGAGCAAAGGUCACGACCCGCGCGACAACGGGACGGCAUACAGAGUUCACCACGAUGUCACCGCAGAGGAAGUAAGAUUUGGAAAUGGUGGAGCAGCACCAACAGAGGACAGUGUCGAGGACUUUGAGGGUGGGACGUAUGUGCGAUUCGAUGCCCCGAAAGCAAAGAUAAGAAGGAGCUGGCCUGGUGUCCGCGACAUGAUCUUGCAUCGUUACGUGGUGUCCCGUGUGAUCUGGGCCUACAUGCUGUCAAUCGCAGUGACCUACAGCAUCACUCUGUGUCUGUUCCCCGGCCUCGAGUCGGAGAUUCGGAACCCCAUGUUAGGAGAGUGGCUCCCCAUCCUCAUCAUGGCCACCUUCAACAUGUCUGACUUUGUUGGCAAGAUUCUGGCAGCGCUGCCGUACGAUUGGUCCGGGGGCCGCCUGCUCUUCUUCUCCUGCCUCAGGGUGGUCUUCAUCCCUCUGUUUGUCAUGUGCGUGUACCCGGCCAGCGCGCCCACCCUGUCCCACCCCGCCUGGCCCUGCCUCUUCUCCCUCCUCAUGGGAGUCACCAACGGAUACUUCGGCUCUGUGCCGAUGAUCCAGGCCGCAGGCAAAGUGCCGCCAGAGCAGAGGGAGCUGGCAGGAAACACCAUGACGGUCUCCUACAUGACAGGCCUGAUGGUGGGCUCCGCCGUGGCGUACGCUGCUUACAGCUUCACCGCUCCAGCUUCAGGAACACGCCUGUCCACGCUCAACAUACACACACCUGCCAACGCUACUGGAUUCUGAAUGUCCACACAGUAAAACAGAAAAAACACACACACAUGAACACACACCUGCAGCCAUUUACACACACGAGAACCCGGCACAGCGCAGACUGAUCAUGUUUACACUCUGAGAGACUGAUUCUCCUUUGGUCAUAAUUUGACUCAUUGGAUGAAGAAACGUGGUGAAGACACAAAAAAAUAUGUCAAACAGUAAAAACGUAGCAGAUUUCUCUCUCGCCUGCCGGUCCACCGACCUUCAGAUGUCACGCUGUGAUGAACUUUUCCCAGGAGGUGACAAACGGGAGCCGUGCGUCUGUCGGAGGGCCGACAGGAGCCCUCUGAGCGUCUCACAGUGAAAUUAUUGUCUGCAUGUGUGUGUGUGUGUGUGCGAACAGACCGGCUGACAUUUGUACAGUGUAAAGUCAAGUGGUGUUUCCCCGCAGGGAGCGAAGGGCUCGCAGUUUUCGAGGAGGCCUCGUGUCACGGGUCACUUACGUGUAUGUUACAUUUCACCAUGUUGAUAUUCAGAGAGGAGAGAUGAUGUCAGUGUGGAUGUUUCGGUUGAUUCAGAUGUUUUCUCGUUAUAAUCGCUGACUGAUAGAGUCAGGGUCGGAAAUUAGCAGCAGCCAGAUGCAGGUAAAAUAUGCAAAUAGCUGCUAGAUUUGCUUCUCUCACCAGCCAAAAAAAACCAAUAUAAAUCGACUCAGAUUUUGGCGGGUAGAUUUUGGAGUCCACCAGCCAAAGAGGCGGGUGGACAAAAAAGUUCAUUUCCAACCCUGUAGAGCCGUGAUCAGGCCUGAAAAAUAAGGCCCGACUUUACAUAAAUCUCUAUAGUUUCUGUCCAAACCAGAGCGCAUAGAUCGAUUAAAUAGCAACAUUUCCACUGCAAAAAGAAUUUAAACGAUAAUUUUAAACAAUUUAUUAUAAGCUAAAGUCAACUAAAGUCUUUUCUGUUCAGUAACAGACAUUUGCACCUUUUAAUUAAACUCUUUAUUUCAACAUUUCCAUUAACUAUAAUGGGUCGAUCGCCACACAGUUUAUACUUUAUUUAUGACGUUACACAGACUUUAAAGGGCCAGACAAACAAAACCAACAUCAAAGAAUUAGCAGCAACAAAGGUGGAUUGUUGAAACCUCACGCCACUUGUGUUUCGAUUCAAAAAAUUUUCAAUGAACCCAUCGAAAAGAUGAAAGCAAAGGGGCAGUAAGUGUGUGCGGUCUCCAAACCAGCAGGUGGCGGUCGUCUGUUUUCGUCACUUAAAAACUGGAGGACCAACAGGACGGAUUUAAAACGCUAGUUAGUCAGUUAGCACAUUAACAACAAAACCCGAUGUUGAAAGGACAAAUUUAAAUUGCCGUGUGCUGGUGAACAGCAACUUAAACAAUUACACAACAUUUCUGCUGAAGAGCUCAACGGCUAAAAAAAAU
Plectropomus leopardus (leopard coralgrouper) is the source of this 3262-nucleotide messenger RNA. It is a transcript of the gene slc29a4a, whose product is annotated as solute carrier family 29 member 4a. NCBI's taxonomy places the organism in Eukaryota, Metazoa, Chordata, Actinopteri, Perciformes, Serranidae. The record is from RefSeq and is a predicted model, not a curated record. Gene Ontology annotation, biological process: nucleoside transmembrane transport. Gene Ontology annotation, molecular function: monoamine transmembrane transporter activity; nucleoside transmembrane transporter activity. Gene Ontology annotation, cellular component: plasma membrane.